AUGGUAUGGGUGUAUGGAGGCGGUUUCUUCUCAGGUUCCCCUAGCCUCGAUCUCUACGACGGUUCGGUUCUUGCCGUGAAGUACAACAAGAUUGUCGUUAAUAUUAACUAUCGACUUGGCCCUUUCGGCUUUUUGUACCUCGGUGGUGACUCGGGCAUCAAUGGGAAUAUGGGCUUGAUGGAUCAGCAGGUCGCGUUGAGCUGGGUCCAAGAGCACAUCGGCACCGGCGCUGUAGAUAGAAAAGCCAUCGGAAAGUGUCUGCGCGCUCUGCCGGCUCAAGUCCUACAGGAACACAACGAUCUGAUCACGAACAGCAUCGACUUGCCGAUGACAUUUCCGUUUGCGCCGGUGGAGGAGGAUGAUCAUUUCUUUAAGGGGAAUUUAUGGGAGCGCAUCCGGCGACGGGAAUUUAAAAAGGACGUUUCUGUUGUGAUGGGCACAGUAGCUGAUGAAGGCACAUAUUGGUUGCCCUAUUUCCUCUUUGAAAAGAAGUUCGGCUUCGCCUACAAUCAUACGAUCUCGGCCGAGGACCCGCAAAACCGGGCUCGAAUCGACAACGAGCAGUUCGGGAGGUCGAUUGGGGCAUUUUUGCCGUAUUUCGGGAACUCGGCGCUCGUACGUCAUUCUCUGAUGCAUGCGUAUCGGCAUUUGUCGCCGUCGCCGGAUGAGAACGAGCGAUUGCGCGAUGGAGUAGCUCGAUUCCUUGGCGACUACUUCUUCACGUGCGGCGUUUUGGAGUUUGCCGAUCUGCUGGCCGAUCACAUUCACGGGCCGCUCUACAUGUAUUACUUCACAAUGCGGUCCUCCGGCAACCCGUGGCCACGCUGGAUGGGUGUAAUGCAUGGGUAUGAGAUCGAGUACGUCUUCGGCCAGCCCUUCCGCCGUCCUAUGCUCUACGCCCCGGAAAAACUGGCGACCGAGCAAAAAUUCUCGGCAGCGGUGAUGCAGAUGUGGAUCGACUUCACGAAUACCGGAAUGCCAGCGUACUUCUGGCCAAAGUACAAUCGUGUGGAGAAAAAGGCCGAACGGGCCAAGAUGUCGGCCCUGAUGGGGCUGGGCGCUUGCGGCGUCUCGGUGCUCUUCUUCGGCUCCAUGUUCGUCCCAAUCAAGAAGUUUGAUGCUGGCGAUGGCCUCUUCGUGCAAUGGGUGAUGUCUGGGGCGAUAGUGCUGGUUGGCUGGAUCUGCUGGGGCCUCCGCUCGUUCCCCGGCUUCUACCCGCUAGCCAUCUUCGGUCUGUUCGGCAUGAAGGCGCACCCACCGGCUUCAUCGAUUCUCAACUAUUUGGGGCUUGCGCUGGUGCUCACGGGUGGAUUCCUCUUCUCGCGUGUAAAAGGCAACGCUGAUGAGACGGAAGACGACACGGCUGGAAAACGGAUAACGCUUCAUCUUCAGGAUGAGCAUCAACUGGAAAACGUGGUAGCCCUGACGAACGGCGAGUGCGAGAAACUGAAUGUCGGCGAUGGAUCGGACGAUGAGGAAAGCGGAAAGGAUAAAACGGAUACGACCAUCGAAGGCGUUGAGGCAAAGCGAAAGGCAUCUGGCCGUGGCCUCGGCAUCGUCCUGGCCCUCAUCUCCGGCUGCUUCUACGGGCUAACAUUCGUGCCGGUGAUCUACAUGCAAGACAACCUGGAAGCGUUCCCCGGUGCUCCUGUUGACGGGCUGAGCUACGUGUUCUCGCACUAUUUUGGAAUCUUCAUCUCUGGCACUGCACUGUUUCUCGGAUACGCGAUUUUCAAGAAAAACAAGCCAAUAAUCAACCCUGAAAUCACGCUGCCCUCUUUUGCCGGCGGACUGAUGUGGGCCAUCGCGCAGUCAGCGUUCUUCAUCGCCAAUGACAACCUGUCACAGGCUGUCACGUUCCCGAUCAUCACCACCCUGCCCGGCUGCGUCGCGUCGUUGUGGAGCAUUCUGUACUUCAGGGAAAUCAAGGGCCAACGCAACUUGACGACGAUGGCCAUCGCCAUUGCUGUCACCCUAACAGGGGCCAGCCUCGUUGGACUAUCGAAAAUCGUCAACUUA
Molecule: messenger RNA, 2019 nt
Organism: Mesorhabditis spiculigera
Lineage: Eukaryota; Metazoa; Nematoda; Chromadorea; Rhabditida; Rhabditidae
Source: the annotation of a GenBank genome assembly